This is a messenger RNA of Botrytis porri, 1512 nucleotides long. RefSeq lists its product as uncharacterized. Gene Ontology annotation, cellular component: cytosol. Lineage: Eukaryota; Fungi; Ascomycota; Leotiomycetes; Helotiales; Sclerotiniaceae. Gene Ontology annotation, biological process: protein import into peroxisome matrix. Bases 1 to 1512 code for a protein of 503 amino acids. The transcript is spliced from 4 exons. The record is from RefSeq and is a predicted model, not a curated record.
AUGGUUGUUGACACCACAUACUAUGAGGCCCUCGGUGUCAAACCCGACGCUUCAGAAUUAGAAAUCAAGAAAGCAUACAGAAAGCUAGCUAUUAUCACUCAUCCGGAUAAGAACCCCGGCGAUGACACCGCUCACGAGAAAUUCCAAGCUAUUGGCGAAGCAUACCAAGUCCUCAGCGACGAAGAGUUGCGCAAACGAUAUGAUAAAUUCGGAAAGGAUUCUGCGCAACCUGGCGAGGGAUUUGCGGACCCGGCAGAGUUCUUUGGAACGAUCUUUGGAGGGGAGGCGUUCGUGGAUCUCAUUGGAGAGAUUACUUUGAUGAAGGACUUGACGAAGACUAUGGAUAUUACUAUGCAAGAAGGCGUGGAAGAGGAAGAAGAGUUCCCAGGAACUGAGGCCGCGAAACAGGAGAGUAUGGCUGCAGGAGAUGAAAAGGCUGGACCAUCGACGACAGAUGCAGAUGGUAAAACUACCCAUGUUCCCGCCGCAUCUGUUUCUGAGACUCCAGACAGUCCUUCGCCCGCAUACUCGGAGAAGCCACCAGUUGUCCCUAGCCCUGCCGCAUCGGGAACAUCAACUCCUAGGCGUACACAGAUUCCUCUCCGACCAGCCAUCAUGAACCAAACUGAAGAAGAGGCUCAAAUGGCUGCCGCAGGGAUCACAGAAGAGGAGAAAGAGUUGAGGAAGAAAGAGAAGAAGAAGGGUGGUCUCUCCAAGGCCCAACGUGACGAACUCGCAGCGUACGAGAGAGAACGUGCUGCAGCUCGCAAAGAGCGAGUCGACACAUUGGCAAAGAAGUUGAUCGAUCGUAUUAGCAUAUGGACAGAGACAGAUAAGGGACCUGAUGUCACCAGGGCUUUCCAAGAGAAGACACGCCUCGAAGUAGAGAACCUCAAGAUGGAAUCUUUCGGUCUGGAUAUUCUCCAUGCGAUCGGUCAAACUUAUCUUCAAAAAGCUACCGGACUGCUCAAAUCCCAGAAAUUCUUAGGCAUUGGCGGGUUCUUCUCGAGAUUAAAGGACAAGGGAACUAUCGCAAAGGAAACCUGGAACACUAUCUCCAGUGCUAUCGAUGCGCAAAUGACCAUGGAGGAAAUGGCCAAGAUGGAAGAAAAGGGUGGCGAGGACUGGACUGACGAGAAGAAAGUCGAAUAUGAGCGUCGCGUCACAGGAAAGAUUCUCACAGCCGCAUGGCGUGGAAGUAAAUUUGAGAUUCAAGGUGUUCUCCGGGAUGUCUGUGACGAGAUUCUCAACGAUAAGAAAGUUCCCAUGGCGAAAAGACUUGAGCGUGCUCAAGCUCUCGUUAUUUCUGGUGAAAUCUACUCCAAGGCUCAACGCAACCCAGAAGAAGAAGGCGAUUACAUGGCCUUUGAACAACUAGUCGCCGAGGCAGCCGCAAAGAAGGAGAGCAAGAAAAAGGGAAAAGAUAAGAAAGAGCAUGGUCAUCAUCAUCAUCACUCACACUCAGAUGCGCAAGCCGCUGCGGAUGAUUUACCUAACGUACCUAAAGCCUAA